GUUGUCCUUCGUUUUGGAAGAGGGCCAAAAUAACAUCACUACGUAGAAUCCUGUUACAGUGUGUCCGACCAUGGCUUAAUCAGACCGAUUUGAGCUCAGAAUGCUCCGCCACUGCUCAGACACAAAUAGUCCUUGUGAAACAUGGGGGGGAUUCCCUAAUUUUGCGCAUCUUGCGUUUCCUUUGGGCUAAUUUAAUCCUGUUUUGCUCAUAGAGCACCGCCACUUCUCCGAGGAGGGCGCGUCAUGCUAGGAGGUCCUGUCUUCGGGGUCUCCCUCGACUUGCAAUGGAUUUUAAAGUUCUUAAGAGGGAGCCUAGCGAGCUAAAGUCAAGCCCUUUCUUCUCCAGGUGAGCUGGUCUCAUGAACCGGGAAAUACAAAUUUUAGAGAUACUCCAGGAAUUGAAAGAUGAAGAGUUCGAGACUUUUAAGGAAAUUGUGUGUCAGCAAGAGGCAGAAGCAUCAACCUGGGCACUGCCAACUACCCCCCGGGAAGAUAUUGCCCACCAUCUGGUGAGGUUCUGUGGCUCCAGAGCCCUGAAUGUGGUGUCCCAGGCACUGGACCGUGUCCCUGCUCGGCACCUCUUGGAAAUGCUUGGAGAGCCUAAACUUGAAGAUAGUACUGGGAAACAGAAGACCGCCAUCAGCUCCCAUACUAGAAAAAAGCCUCGGGAAGGAUUAGCAGAGCAACUGGUGACCCAAAAAAUGCUGAUGAAGCUAGCCCAGCAUGUGGGGAGUGAAUGGAAGGAGCUGGGUAUAAUGUGCCUGGACCUUCAGCAACACCAGCUGGAUAGACUGGAUGAAGAUCACUCUAAAACCACUACAAGCACUCGAAUCUUCAACAUGUUCCUGCUGUGGAGGAACCGAGAGAAGGAAAAAGCCACAGUUCUAAGUCUCUACAACCUUUUGUCUAAGAGCAUUUCCAUUAGCCCUGAGGCCCUUGCUGUACUUCUGGAGGGAAUGUGACUCCUGCUCCAAAGGGUAGUGAACUUCAGAUCCUUUUUCUGGUUAAAGGCCAACUGGUACCAAGGAGGAGAUGCUCUGGAGUGCUAACAUGAUGUACCCUUGAACAUAUUAUUCCCCCACUAUGUGAAUAAAUUAAUUUUCUAUUUUAAACC
Molecule: messenger RNA, 1114 nt
Organism: Sarcophilus harrisii (Tasmanian devil)
Lineage: Eukaryota; Metazoa; Chordata; Mammalia; Dasyuromorphia; Dasyuridae
Exons: 4
Coding region: 360-962 (200 amino acids)
Biological process (GO): signal transduction
Molecular function (GO): protein binding
Source: RefSeq, a predicted model, not a curated record